Molecule: messenger RNA, 489 nt
Organism: Solanum tuberosum (potato)
Lineage: Eukaryota; Viridiplantae; Streptophyta; Magnoliopsida; Solanales; Solanaceae
Product: zeatin O-xylosyltransferase-like
Exons: 1
Coding region: 1-489 (162 amino acids)
Molecular function (GO): UDP-glycosyltransferase activity
Source: RefSeq, a predicted model, not a curated record
AUGGGGUUAGAGCAGAGUAAACAGAGGUUCAUAUGGGUGUUGAGAGACGCCGAUAGAGGAGAUAUCUUUGAAGGGGAAGCUAGAAAAGUUGAGUUGCCUGAAGGAUUUGAGGAAAGAGUAAAAGAGGUCAGGUUAGUGGUAAGAGAAUGGGCACCACAACCAGAAAUCUUGGCUCAUUCGUCUACAGGCGGGUUCAUGAGUCAUUGUGGAUGGAAUUCUUGCAUAGAGAGUAUAACUAUGGGAGAGCCUAUUGCUGCUUGGCCUAUGCAUUCUGAUCAACCAAUAAAUGGUUUCUUCGUGACAGAAAUACUGAAAACAGGCCUGCUUAUUAGAGAAUGGGAGAAACGCGAGGAGCUAGUAAGUGCAUCCACUAUUGAGAAUGUCGUGAGGAAGUUGAUGGCAUCAGAAGAAGGUGACCUGAUUAGAAAAAGAGCAGAAGAAUUGGGAGAAGCUGUAAGGCAGUCCACAGAGAAAGGGGGAGCUUCUUGA